Messenger RNA from Homalodisca vitripennis (glassy-winged sharpshooter), 2610 nucleotides. Its product is annotated as gastrula zinc finger protein xLCGF3.1-like. Lineage: Eukaryota; Metazoa; Arthropoda; Insecta; Hemiptera; Cicadellidae. The coding region runs from base 1079 to 1966 and encodes 295 amino acids. Gene Ontology annotation, cellular component: nucleus. Gene Ontology annotation, molecular function: DNA-binding transcription factor activity, RNA polymerase II-specific; RNA polymerase II transcription regulatory region sequence-specific DNA binding. The transcript has 4 exons. Gene Ontology annotation, biological process: regulation of transcription by RNA polymerase II. The record is from RefSeq and is a predicted model, not a curated record.
GCAGAAUAUAAAAGUAUCGUCAGCAUACUACAUAUUUUCAUCAUAUUUUAGGUGUUGCAUACAAUGAAAUGAUAUGGGACUUGAAAAUACAGCUUUGAGGUUAGCCUCUGUUAGUUAUUCUAGUAAAAGUUUACUUCCAGAAGGUGAUCUGCUGAAUCUAUUGGCUUUAUUUCAAACAUCACUUCCUUGGACAAAUGAAAGUGUUGGUUGUUUCAUACAAGAAAUUUGGUUGCAAUUACAUCAUGUCCUGUUUUCCUUUGCACCAAAAUUAGAUGCAAUGCUUACAAAAUAAUUUUUGGGUAUUUUUUAAUAAAGAUAGCUGCACCACAGUAUUUACAAUUGUAUACACAAAAUGUUCACUGUUAUUAAUGAAGACUGGUGAAGUGUACAAUGGUUUCCAGCAAUACUUCUACCCCAAGUUUGGAAGGAAACUUAACAUAUUGUUACCCACAAAGAAUUAAAAUGCUCCAUUGCCCUGAGCAAGGAAGUACUAAAAGUUAAUUUUGUAUAAUAGAUAACACAUACACAUGAGAAAUUCGAAGAUUUGCACGCAAUGACAUGAAUUUAGGGAUAUUAUUCAAACAGGCGAUAAAUAAUGAUUUUUCCAAUUUUAUCAUGUUAUUUACUACAAUUGGUUGUUUAAAAAUAAAUCUUUUAAAUGCUCACUUUUCGGUGUAGGCCUACGUAGUAACUAUGAACGGAAUUAAAAGAAGAAAUAUUGUACACUAAUAGUAGUGGUUUAAAUUGCAAAAGUAAAGGGCACAAAUUAUCUAAUUUUGGUUUUUAUAGCUAUUUGUAUGUAUUACUAUUUCCAAAUUAAAUUAUGUCCACUCCCACAGAUGAUAACUCUUUUAAUUAUUCCCUGUGCAGCUAUACAUGUACGAUAAUUGGAAACAUAGUUUAAAAAACCAUAUGUUAACUCACACAGGUGAGAAACCAAUUAAGUGUCCUCUGUGCAUUUAUUCAUGCACUCAAAAAACAAAUUUAAAAAGCCAUAUGCUAACUCACACAGGUGUAAAACCAUUUAAGUGUUUCUUGUGCAAUUACUCAUGCACUUAAGACAUAUCUGAAAACACAUAUGUUAACUCAUACAGGUGAAAAACCUUUAAAGUGUUCACUGUGCAUCUAUUCAAGCACUCGGAGAGUGCUACUAAAAGCGCAUAUGCAAACUCACACAGGUGAGAAACCAUUUAAGUGUUCUGUAUGCAGUUAUGCAAGUAUUAAGAGUCAGAAUUUACAAACGCAUAUGUUAACUCAUACAGGUGAGAAACCAUUUAAGUGUUCCCUGUGCACCUAUGCAUGUAUUCAGAAACAUGAUUUAAAAAAGCAUAUGUUAACUCACACAGGUGUGAAACCAUUUAAGUGUUUCUUGUGCAAUUACUCAUGCACUCAAAAGGCACAUCUGAAAACACAUAUGUUAACUCACACAGGUGAGAAACCAUUUAAAUGUUCUGUAUGCAGCUAUGCAAGUAAUAGGAGUCAGGUUUUAAAAACGCACAUGUUAACUCAUACAGGUGAAAAACCUUUUAAGUGUUCACUGUGCAUCUAUUCAAGCACUCGGAGAGACCUAUUAAAAGCGCAUAUGCAAACUCACACAGGUGAGAAACCAUUUAAGUGUUCUGUAUGCAGCUAUGAAAGUAUUAGGAGUCAGAAUUUACAAACGCAUAUGUUAACUCAUACAGGUGAGAAACCAUUUAAGUGUUCACUGUGCAUCUAUUCAAGCACUCGGAGGGACCUAUUAAAAGCGCAUAUGCAAACUCACACAGGUGUGAAACCAUUUAAGUGUUCCCUGUGCACCUAUGCAUGUAUUAGGAAACAAAAUUUAAAAAUGCAUACGUUAACUCACACAGGUGAGAAACAAUUUAAGUGUUCCCUGUGCAGCUAUGCAUGUAAUAAGAAACAUGAUCUAAACAAGCAUAUGUUUACUCACACAAGUGAAACGUGGGUUAAAAAAAGCAUGUGUUAACUCACACAGGUGAGAAACCAAAUCAAAGUUGUUCCUUCAUUGGUGUAGUCUUGGCCAAGAAAUACACAAUAAUGAUGCUAUAUAACGGAAAAUAAUCUACAGUGAAUUCGUCAGGAGUGUGAGUUUUUGUGUGAAGACGAUUCGCCGCGAUUGCCAUACAUUACAUUGCAUUGAUUGAAGAGAGCCAAUAUUAGGUUUCUAUAUUCAACAUAAUGUAAGUUCAAUAAGUAAUAAUUCAACAAUUAAGUAGUCAUUAAUACGUUAAAAAUCUUACUGUUUAUUGAUUAAAACUGUAUAUUUUUUUAAACCUCCUAAAAUGUAAUAAAUUAUUAAUUACCGAUAUGUUUAUAUAAUGUUAUACUGAAAUAGCGGUUAGUAGGUUAUUUAACUUAGUUUAUCGCAAUAUUGGUUAAUGUUUCUAGAUACCUACAAGAGUAUUAUUGAAUUAAAUGGUAGUCUCAGUUGUUAAAAACCUGAUUUGUUAAAGAAAUACCUUAAUUUGAGUAUAAUAUACCUUCUGGUCUCAUUAAGAUAUAUUUGCUUAAUUCAAAUAGAUCCGUGGAUAUAAAUUAUUAACACAUUUUAAUUAUGUAAUUUCUUAUUAUUGUUUUUAUACAGAAUAUUAAAUGAUUGAUGAUGGUAAA